This is a messenger RNA of Penicillium cataractarum, 1569 nucleotides long. RefSeq lists its product as uncharacterized. The record is from RefSeq and is a predicted model, not a curated record. Gene Ontology annotation, biological process: mitochondrial calcium ion homeostasis; calcium import into the mitochondrion. Gene Ontology annotation, cellular component: mitochondrial inner membrane; uniplex complex. Bases 1 to 1569 code for a protein of 522 amino acids. Gene Ontology annotation, molecular function: uniporter activity; calcium channel activity. NCBI's taxonomy places the organism in Eukaryota, Fungi, Ascomycota, Eurotiomycetes, Eurotiales, Aspergillaceae. The transcript has 3 exons.
AUGCGGCCAGCAGCACCGAGCUGUACGCCCUUCGUCCCGUCGAUAAGAAGCCAACUAUGGUUGCCUGGCCUUGGAACACAAUCGCUUGCCGCAAGAUCAAGGCCAAUUGCUCUGAAAGCUUGCUUGCAAGGAAUAAAAAAGCGGUCAAUGCCUUCUUUACCUAGAAAAGGAUGUUAUGCCCCUGGGAUCUCUCAUCCUUCGCCGAUUCGAGGCACUAGAGCUCUCGCUGGCCAGGGUCAGGUCCGGUUUUUCAGAAAGGCCAACUACAUUGAAAAGAUCGGUGACAACGAAAGGACGGAGGAGAUCCUGGAAACACUUGAAGUGAAUGAUGAUGAAAAAUAUGCUCAGCCUCAGCGACAAAUACUGGAUGUAGAAGGCAGGAAGCACCCUCCACCAACGUCUCAGAUGGAGACAUGGUCGGAACACAUGACUCGCGGUAAAAUGUUGACAACACCAUCGCGGCUGUUCAAAUUGAUUAUUCCGCUGACGACGAUGGAUAAGAGUCAUGAUAAAGGCAUUGAACCGAUUGCCAUCUUAGUUCAUCCACAACAACCCCUGUCAUACUUGGAACGAUUAAUUCAAUCGGAGGUACCACCUAUCGAUGGCGAGACAGUCAAACGGCCACCAGCGGUAUCCUUCAUCGCGCUCCAACACGAAGAUAACGCGAUAAAACCUAGAAAAAGAAUAGAAGAGGACCUCGAGGUUGAUUCUGCCUCUCCCGGUGCUAGCUCCAAAAGCGCGGGUGACGGAAAUGGUCAGCAAUUAGGUAGUAGUACGCACAUUGAGCGACGACGACGAUCUCGAGAGGAGGAUGCCGAGACAUACAACUACCCCCGCAAGACAGACUCUAGUCUCGAUCCCCUAAACGGAGAACCAGAGCGAUUUGUACGAUGGUCUCAAGCCACUGAAGUCGGCGAUUUCAUUCGCGAUGCGGCUCGCGCUCGGGAGUUUAUUGUCACAAUCGAGGGUGCGCCAGAAGGACUAGGCCAGAUCAGAGUCACGGUGCCAUCAUUCAACGAGCGUACAUAUUUCUUGCGCAUGAGGCUGCGGAAGCUAUCGCGAAAGAUCCAGGGCAUUGCAGAGAUCAAACAUGAAUGUGAUCACCUGGCGCAUCGUGGAGCCCGGCGUGUGGCUAUUGGUGGCUUUGGAAUUCUCGCCACAUGGUGGCUCACAGUUUACAAGCUAACCUUUGGAACCGAUCUGGGUUGGGAUACCAUGGAGCCGGUGACGUACCUGGUCAGUUUGUCUACGCUGAUGGGCGGUUAUCUCUGGUUCCUAUACCAUAAUCGGGAAAUCUCCUACAAAUCCGCGCUCGACUUCACUGUCAGUGCGCGCCAGCGAAAGCUCUAUCACCAGCACAACAUAGAUCUACAACUGUGGGAGACCUUAAUCGACGAGGGCAAAGCCCUUCGUCGGGAAAUCAAAAGCAUCGCUGCUGAAUACGACGUUGAAUGGAACGAGCUCGCUGAUGAACAAGAUGAGCGAGUCACUCAGGCGCUAAGAUCAGAGGGAAAGAAGGACGAUCAGAAGAAGGACAAGAGCGAUAAAGACGGAGAGGACGAUGAUUGA